Messenger RNA from Knipowitschia caucasica, 564 nucleotides. NCBI's taxonomy places the organism in Eukaryota, Metazoa, Chordata, Actinopteri, Gobiiformes, Gobiidae. The record is from the annotation of a GenBank genome assembly.
AUGAUUGUGGACGUCAGGAAGAGCACUGUUCCCCCGCCCCCACCCUCCGUGAUGGACUCCCCCAUCACCUCUGUGGAGUCCUAUCGUUUCCUGGGCACCACCAUCACCCAGGACCUCAAGUGGGAGCCGACCAUCAGCUCCCUCAUCAAGAAGGCCCAGCAGAGGAUGUACUUCCUGCGGCAGCUCAGGAAAGCCAAGCUGCCUGCACAGAUGUUGGUGCAGUUCUACACGGCCAUCAUCGAGUCCAUCCUCACCUCCUCCAUCACCUCCUCAUCACCUCCUCCAUCACCUCCUCCAUCACCUCCUCCAUCACCUCCUCCAUCACCUCCUCCAUCACCUCCUCAUCACCUCCUCCAUCACCUCCUCCAUCACCGUGUGGUUCUACAGCGCAUCGUGCGCUUUGUAGAGAAGGUGAUUGGCUGCAGCCUUCCAUCGCUGCAGGACCUGUCCACCACACCAGUGCCUUAUCCCAUUGCCCUAAUGGUACCAGACAGUGCGGCAUUUGCACAGAGCAGUAAAAUCAUCAGCUCUGCAUCGGCCGCGCUUCAUCCUAGCUCUCCAUGA